AUGAAGGUAUCCUAGCAUACCCAAAAUCUCUUGGAGAGCUACAGAGGAAUAACGGAGCGUUCCCCUGAUAAUGUUAUUUUUAAAUGUUAUUGGUUGAAUUCAGUGAAACUAUAUGAGAUUGACAAAUAGUAUAGAUUAACGAUUUUAUUUUGUUGCCUUAGGAGUUUGCCAGCUAGCAAGUCGCUAGUCUAGUGUCAGUGUACGUAGACUACAGUUACAUUAUGCUGCUAACGUUAGCUACCUAGUUCAAACGAAAUAUAUGGUUUAGCUAGAUUUGUCGCUCGCUUGCGUUAUAUUGCAUUCAUUUGAAAUCUAAUAUUAUUAAAAUUUUUAUUCCACAAUUAAAUUUACGUCUUAAGAAGAAUUUAUGCACGGAUUCAAACAGCCGCAGUGUGUGAACAAAUCAAACAACCACAUCAGAGAUGAUGGCGGAGCUGUGGAGACGUGGCAUGCCCCUGUCAGAUCGUAUGGAGAAUCACUCACCUGCAGAUAUGGCCCCUGGGUCCCCAACCACAUUAGCCCCAUCUAGUACAAAUGCCUCCUGGGGGCCCGAGGUCCCCCUGGUGACCCCAGAGGAACCCUACUUUCUCAUGACCUCCACUGCUCAGACGGUGUCUGGGUUCUUUGUCUGGACAGCACUGCUGAUCACCUGCCACCAGAUUUACAUGCACCUGCGCUACUACAGCUCCCCCAACGAGCAGAGGCACAUCGUUCGCAUCCUCUUCAUCGUGCCCAUCUAUGCCUUCGACUCGUGGCUCAGCCUCCUCUUCUUCACCAACGAGGAGUACUACGUCUAUUUUGACACAGUUCGUGACUGCUAUGAAGCCUUUGUCAUCUACAACUUCCUCAGCCUGUGCUAUGAAUACCUUGGAGGGGAGAGUGCCAUCAUGGCUGAGAUCAGAGGAAAGCCCAUUGAGUCCAGCUGUGUGUAUGGCACAUGUUGUCUCUGGGGCAGGACUUACUCUAUUGGGUUCCUCAGGUUCUGUAAACAGGCCACUCUACAGUUCUGUGUGGUGAAGCCUCUCAUGGCAAUGAUCACUGUCAUCUUGCAGGCUUUUGGGAAGCACAGAGAUGGAGACUUUAAUGUGGCCAGUGGAUACCUGUAUGUGACCAUCAUCUAUAACUUCUCUGUCAGUCUGUCUCUGUACGCACUCUUCCUCUUCUACUUCGCCACUCGCCAGCUGCUGGUCCCCUACAGCCCCAUGCUGAAGUUCCUCAUGGUCAAAUCUGUAAUCUUCCUCUCCUUCUGGCAGGGCAUGCUGCUGGCCAUCUUGGAGAAGUGUGGGGCCAUCCCCAAAAUCAACUCGCCGCAGGUGUCUGUGGGAGAGGGCACUGUCGCUGCUGGUUACCAGAACUUUAUCAUCUGCAUUGAGAUGUUCUUUGCUGCUGUGGCCCUGCGCCACGCCUUCACCUACAAGGUCUACAUGGACAAGAGGCUGGAUUUGUAUGGGUCGUUCCCUAUCUAUGGACAGUACGGUCGCUGCGCCCCCAUGAAAAGCAUCUCAAGCAGCCUGAAAGAAACCAUGAACCCUGGGGACAUGGUGCAGGAUGCCAUCCACAAUUUCUCCCCAGCCUACCAGCAGUACACUCAGCAAUCCACACUGGAUCAGCAUGGGGGGCCUCCCAUGUCCCGCAGUCACAGCAACCUCAGCGCCCGUGACAACGAGAAGACCAUGCUCCUCAGCUCCGACGAUGAGUUCUGAAACCCUACGCACCAACUGGUGGUACUUCUGGGGAAUGCCUCAACGGACUCUACUGUCGUGCCAAAUCAACAGGCUUGAGUGCUUUGGCUGAUCCACUUCAGAUAUAGUUCCCAUAUACCGAUACAGGUCUCUAGUGACAAUACAGGCUAGCAACCAAUUACGUAUAUUAGGCGUCAAUCGCACAGGCAGCUCAGUUUGGAUCCGUUUCCACACUAACUGCUUUUUUUGACCAAUCACGUCAAAUCUUUUUCUGAGGUGAUCGGAUUGGUCCAAAGAAACAAUUGGUUAAAAAGAAAAGCGUAAUAAUAAUCAUCUGAAUUGGGCUGCUUGUGUUGAUGCGGCUGUAGAAGGGUUAUUUCCCCAUAACACUGCCAAUACACAAACUGAAAUACACACAGGUGCGUUGGCCUCUCCACGACCCCUUCGGUCGGUGCGUUAACACUACAAAGGCCUGCCGCACCAGAAAAACAUACACUCACAAACGUGCGUGCCAUGAAAAUAUUGUCUGACAUGUUCAGUUUCUCCAUUUUUUUUUUUUUUAUCAGACAUCCAUUCUCCUUCCCCCCCACCUCCUCCUGCUAGCUUUGCCUCACACUGAAAUGUGCCCAGAUAGGAAGAGAUUCUGCUUGGCCAGUUUAAUCCUUUCACACUAAAGACUUGGAUUUCCAAGAUCACCCCUCAGUUACCGGACCAUAUCCUAAUAUACGUGGUUAUUAAAGUUACUGUAUUUUCAUGUAUAAUUAAUGGGUAGCACACUUGGCAUUUUACCGUGUCUAAUAGGAAAGACUUAAGAUUUGAGGGAGGUUUUUAUGCGUCUGUGUUUGAGUGUGUUGGUCGGUAUGAAACGGAAGGUACAAUGAGGAUAACAUGAAAGCUCGGUUUCAGGGGUUAUUCGUGGAUGUCUCCCAGAAUGUUAUUAGGGUUGUUGUUGUUGACAUACUGAGGGAGCAGCUGUGGACAGACGUUUGGUUUGGGUGUGGGGGGGGCGACAGACAUCGCCUUGCAGAUUAAAGAGGUACAGCCUUCUCAGAGGAGCCGAUCCGGCUGCAGAAAACCAGAUUAUAACCCUGCAAUUCGGGCAUUACCAGCACUUUGGCUGCCAGAUCAGUGUAGUGAAAAGGGCUACGUACUGUACUUUGUACAGAUGUUCCCACCCACUGAGGAUACUCGAGGCUUCGAAGGCACUCACGGAUGAAAUGUACACACAGUGUGUAAAAUAGCUAAACUGAACUGUAAGAUGUAUUGGCACAUGUUGUCAGGAUUUGGGGCAUAUUAUAGAUGCCAAGAUUGUGCAGGCAUAACUAAUAGAGGGUGUACAUUUUUUUCAAAAGGGAAUUUACUUAUCAUCGGCACCUACUAAUUUUGACCAAAGUGUCGUGUUUACUCUAAACACACAAAGGGACUCCUGAACACUUAAUUUACUGUUUUGUGUGCAUAGUAUCAGUUAAAUCCUCAGGAAGCCUUCGGAGGAUUGACCGUUAGAGGGGGUCCGUGUAUCAUUUCAGCUGUUCUACAAUUGCUUUGGGUGACACAGUGGAGAUGGCGUAAAAGCAAGGGUAUAUGGACCAAGUAAAGGUUUGCCCCGUGUCAAUUUCCAAAACAGCCUAUGGGAAGAGUCUGAUAGGCUUGCCAACAUAUUCAAUUUGAACUAAAACUAAUUCUGCCUAUCUCCGGCAUUAGUUUACCUCAGUUAUGACUGGAUAUACCUGCUUUCUUUAUUUCUAGCUACUUUCUGCCUUUGGGUUCAUAUGCUGCUGCUCAGUGUCACAGCAAACUCUUAAUUGCUUUUUCUUUUGAGAAGUAUUUUUGCUGGACAGAUUGCAUUAUACUCGUGUUAACUCCUCUCACUGCACUGCAAUUGCCAAAGCAGCAGUUUUACAUUGUAAGUAAAUGGUAAAAAUACCCUUAUUUAAGUGAAUUUUGUUGUCUACAGCAGUGGUUGUCAACUGGUUUUUGCCCCAGGACCCAACUGAAACAGGUUGAUGCAGUCACAAGCCAAUGUUAGAAGUUUAAAUAUUCAAACAGCAGCUGCAACCCGAAUUCAGGUUGCGACCCCUAAAGUUGAGAACCACUGCUCUACAGUAACAAGUUCAAUAAAUACAACAUAUUAUGCAGGUUUAAGUCUUUGGUAGGGGCUGCACACAGUUCUAAUUAUUUGGACGUUGCGCCCUAUGUUGUAUAUUUUGGGUAUUAUGAAUAUAUUAUUCCUGAUAAUACAGGAUAUUGUAUAUAAAGUUGAAAUAGAGAACAUAAUAUGAAUAUUGGUUAUUAUAACAAUGGUGUAAAGCUCAGAGAAUGCUUAGUUUUGUACUGUCUCCAUAUUGCUUUAUUCAUUUAUUUGGUUGCAGGACCACCCGAUGGGCCCUCAGCCAUAUAUUCUAAAGGCACUGUGCUCCCUAAUCACUACGCUCCCUCAGUUGACAGAUCCUAUGCUCCCUAAUCACUAUGCUCCCUAAUCACUAUGCUCCCUCAGUUGACAGAUCCUAUGCUCCCUAAUCACUAUGCUCCCUAAUCACUAUGCUCCCUCAGUUGACAGGUCCUAUGCUCCCUAAUCACUAUGCUCCCUCAGUUGACAGGUCCUAUGCUCCCUAAUCACUAUGCUCCCUCAGUUGACAGGUCCUAUGCUCCCUAAUCACUAUGCUCCCUCAGUUGACAGGUCCAAUGCUCCCUAAUCACUAUGCUCCCUCAGUUGACAGGUCCUGUGCUCCCUAAUCACUAUGCUCCCUCAGUUGACAGGUCCAAUGCUCCCUAAUCACUAUGCUCCCUCAGUUGACAGGUCCAAUGCUCCCUAAUCACUAUGCUCCCUCAGUUGACAGGUCCUGUGCUCCCUAAUCACUAUGCUCCCUCUGUUGCCCAGGUCUUAUGCCUCCUCACCCUGUUCUCAGAGCCUUGUGUUCCCUCAGCCCUAUUUUUCCUCCAUGGUUUCCAACCAUUGAACUUGUAUGCAUGGCUGUCAUUUGUUUUAGAUUGAAAAUAGUUCAAAGGCUGUGACUGUAUUAUUAUGAACCAGGUGCUUUGAGUGCUGAUUGGCUUAUGGCAGAUGUGUGAAAUCAUCACUUUACUGUUCUAAUUGGGUUGGUAACUGGUUUGUGAUAACAGUAAGGCGUCUCUUGUGUUUGUGAUAUAUUGCCAAUAUACCACGGCUUAGCAUGGUGUCCAGGCACUCUGUGGUGCGUUGUGACUUAGCUGUGGUAUACUGGCCACAUACCACAGCCCCUCUUUUUUGUCAAUUAUUUAAAACAGUAACUCCAGUGCUGUUCCUCUGAUAUAAUGGCUUUUUAUUAGGGAUCUUUCCAAUUCAGAUGUUUCAAAUUAUCUGCUUACAUCAGGUUAUCUGUUGUAAACUCAAGUGGUUUGGUUCCUGGGACCGUGGGCUCCUAGGAAUGUAGGUUGAAAGAAACAUUCACAUGGUCAGUUUUUAUGUUUGUGGUAUUAUUAUGCUUUAUACAUUAUGAUGCUGGUUUUGUCUGUGUAGUGUUCAAACAACACAAUUAAAGACGGAACAAAUGUUGGGACUUU
Messenger RNA from Esox lucius (northern pike), 5222 nucleotides. Its product is annotated as transmembrane protein 184B. The record is from RefSeq and is a predicted model, not a curated record. Gene Ontology annotation, molecular function: transporter activity. The transcript has 10 exons. NCBI's taxonomy places the organism in Eukaryota, Metazoa, Chordata, Actinopteri, Esociformes, Esocidae. Bases 423 to 1703 code for a protein of 426 amino acids. Gene Ontology annotation, biological process: transport.